Molecule: messenger RNA, 1070 nt
Organism: Apaloderma vittatum (bar-tailed trogon)
Lineage: Eukaryota; Metazoa; Chordata; Aves; Trogoniformes; Trogonidae
Gene: TFB1M
Product: transcription factor B1, mitochondrial
Exons: 7
Coding region: 4-1056 (350 amino acids)
Biological process (GO): rRNA methylation; transcription initiation at mitochondrial promoter
Cellular component (GO): mitochondrial matrix
Molecular function (GO): rRNA (adenine-N6,N6-)-dimethyltransferase activity; mitochondrial transcription factor activity
Source: RefSeq, a predicted model, not a curated record
CUUAUGGCAGUUCCAGGAAAGGUGGCAGCUUUCCGUCUGCCUCCGCUGCCAACCGUUGGAGAGAUUAUUAAACUUUUCCGCCUUAAAGCACAGAAACAACUUUCACAGAACUUUCUACUGGAUUUACGAUUGACAGACAAGAUAGUGAAACAGGCUGGCGAGCUGAAAAAUGCCCAUGUUUGCGAAGUAGGCCCUGGGCCAGGAGGAAUUACCAGAUCCAUUCUCAGUGCUGGCGUUGAACAGCUUCUUUUGAUUGAAAAAGAUCCUCGAUUUAUUCCAGGAUUGCAGAUGUUAUCUGAAGCAGCUCCAGGAAAAGUGCGUAUUGUUCAUGGAGAUGUCCUAACAUAUAAGAUGGAGAAGGCUUUUCCAAAGCACUUAAAAAAGAACUGGGAGGAUGAGCCACCAGACAUACAUAUCAUUGGGAAUCUGCCCUUCAGUGUUUCAACGCCUCUAAUCAUCAAAUGGCUUGAAAAUGUUUCCAAAAAAGAUGGACCUUUUAUUUAUGGCAGGACACAGAUGACGCUGACUUUUCAGAAGGAAGUUGCAGAGAGGCUUACAGCUAAUCCAGGAAGUAAGCAACGUAGCAGGCUGUCCAUCAUGUCUCAGCAUCUCUGCACUGUUGAAAAAUGUUUCAUAAUUCCAGGUCAAGCCUUUGUUCCAAAGCCAGAGGUGGAUGUGGCUGUGGUGCACUUCACUCCAUUGGUGCAACCAAAGAUACAGCAGCCGUUCGAGCUAGUAGAAAAAGUGGUUCGAAGUGUUUUUCAGUUUAGAAGAAAAUACUGCUUCCGUGGAAUCGAGACCUUGUUUCCUGAAAGUGGACGUUUGAAAAGAACCGAACAGCUGAUGAUGACAGCGAAUGUUGAUCCAACUCUGCGUCCGUUUCAGCUCUCCAUGUCACAGUUUAGAAAUCUUUGUGAUAUGUACAGAAAAAUGUGCGAUGAAGACCCAGGCCUUUUUGUGUACGAUUACAGAGAAGAACUAAAGCAAAAGAAGAUAAAGCAUUCACUUAAAACUGUGAGUCAGCCUGAACAGACUGAAGAGGAAGAUCAGCUAUAAUUGCAGCAAACUGA